AAAAUGAAAGAUAAACUGAUUUAGUUGUACUAUUAUUUAAAUCAUUCCUAAAUUAGUUUAUUAGUAAGUAACUUUCUUUCAUUUUUAAUAUAUUAUGUAUUGUUGAAAAGAAAACAAAGGAAUGAAUGUCAGUGACACCUUGUGUGGCAAUGUUUCGAUUAACAGUAGUGCAACUAGGCGUGAAUCAGUUUCGUCAAAAAUGACCAAGAAAAAUGAGCUGUUGUUUAUAUUUGGAUUGUUUUUAAUAUCAUUCUGCGAGCAAACAUCUUCAGAAUGUAGACAACUAACAGCUUGUUCGUGCACGUUCCCAAACGGACAAGGGUACACUUUAUUGCCGUUAGCCAGUUCAAGUCCUUUAUUAACAGCUGAUCCUAAUCACAAUUACACGUUCUAUUUUCAUCCUUGUACAAAUACGGUGAAUUUUCCAUCUUUACCAAACAACGUAUCGAAUAAUUGUCACAAAGGAAAUGGUGUUUCGCUAUGUGCCGAACAUGACGGCACUAGUUUUGUCCUAGGUAAAGCAGAGGAUACAAAAAUAAUUCUAGAGGCGGAUAAUUCGAAACCACCCAUUUUCAUACUUGAUCAUGAUAAUUACUCAACGACCAUAGCUUUAGCCUGUUGUAACGUUUGUAAAACAACUCUAACGCUCGAUUCUAUCGACGAUAAAAGAUACCAUCUGUUAUUGUCGUCUCCUUAUGCUUGUAAAACGUUUGUACAAAGUAAAGGCCUUUCCAUUAGUUCAACCUUACUCAUCUUGUUUUUUGUAUUUACCGGACUAUAUUUUAUCGGUGGAGCGAUGAUUUUGAAGUGUCUAAGAGGAGCGACAGGUUGGGAGAUGGUACCUAAUCAUAGAUUCUGGAAAAACUUUCUUUCAUUGGUUAAAGAUGGAAUUGUUUUUACUUUCAACUGUUGUCGUGUAGAUAGCUACGAAAGAAUAUAAAUCUCACAUUUUUUACGAUUGUAUCGUUUAUUUAAUAUGUAAAUUUAAUAGAUUACGUUAAGAAAGUUUUAGUUUUAUUAGCUACCGGAAAACGCAUAAUUGAUUUUUCGCUGCAUAAUAUUGUUGAUGAAUCUAUUUUCUGAAAGUGUACUUUCUAAGUACAAUUCCGUGUGUUAUCUGAUCAUUACGUCAGAAAUUCUGUGCGCAAAAGUCGGAUAUUUAG
Molecule: messenger RNA, 1163 nt
Organism: Eufriesea mexicana
Lineage: Eukaryota; Metazoa; Arthropoda; Insecta; Hymenoptera; Apidae
Product: cation-dependent mannose-6-phosphate receptor
Exons: 5
Coding region: 122-940 (272 amino acids)
Cellular component (GO): trans-Golgi network
Source: RefSeq, a predicted model, not a curated record